This is a messenger RNA of Jatropha curcas, 1626 nucleotides long. RefSeq lists its product as hypothetical. Gene Ontology annotation, molecular function: protein binding. The record is from RefSeq and is a predicted model, not a curated record. NCBI's taxonomy places the organism in Eukaryota, Viridiplantae, Streptophyta, Magnoliopsida, Malpighiales, Euphorbiaceae.
UGCAAUCUUUCAAGCUCUCCACUCUUUAUAAUAGAUGGGUAGCACUUCUUGUUAUUGCUUGUUUCUAAUUUUGAUUCUCUUUUUUCAUUCUUCUUUCAUUUAUAAUGUAGCUGCUGAUAAUGCCACAGUUGGAUUAAAGAGAGAAUCUCCAGACACAAUCAUUGGAGGCAGCAGCGACGGCUAUGGUCCUGCUCCUCCGCCUGACUAUCCAACUUCGCCUGAAAUCAAAGAAUGUGUAACACCUCUUACGACACAGCCACCGUCAUGCCUUCCUGCAAACAUUGUGCGAGAUUUCAAAUCAAUUCAGCAAUUCAAGAACCAAAUUACCUACGAUCCGUUGGAAGUAACAAAAUCUUGGAACCAGGAUAACUUCAAUAUCUGUACAUAUAAAGGCUUUACUUGUGCUCACAGGCCUGACAGCGGCGUGCUUUCAGUAGCAGCAACAGACUUCAAUGGCUAUAAUUUCAACGGCCCGAAUUUGGAAAUCAAAGAUUUUAUUGAUAAAUUGAAAGACUUGACAAUCUUCCAUGCCAACUCCAACAACUUCACCGGAAUCGUACCAAACGAUAUUUCCAUCCAAAACAUAAAUUUCCUCUACGAGUUCGAUAUCAGCAACAACAAGUAUACCGGUGGGUUUCCUUUUCCGCUUCUCAGUGCUAGAAAUUUAACCUUUUUAGACAUCAGAUUCAAUCAAUUUUCCGGUCCAAUUCCACGGGAAGUCUUCAUGUUAGACUUAGAUGCCCUUUUCCUCAACAACAACCAGUUCAACCAGCAACUUCCUGACAAUGUUGGCAAUACAUCGGCGUUAUAUCUCACUUUUGCUAAUAAUAACCUUGGCGGCCCAAUUCCUAGCAGUAUUGGCAAUGCUAAAAAUUUAUUAGAAGUGCUUUUCCUGAAGAACCAGUUUACAGGAUGUUUGCCAUAUGAGAUUGGAAACUUGAAGAAAGCUACCGUUUUUGAUGUAAGCUGUAAUAUGCUUACUGGUCCAAUACCACAUUCUUUUGCUUGUUUGGCCAAAAUACAGAUCCUGAACUUAGCCAACAAUGGGUUUUACGGACCCGUGCCUGAAAUGGUUUGUCAGCUGCCAAAUCUGCAAAAUCUGUCUUUAUCAGGGAAUUUUUUUACUCAGGUUGGACCUGAGUGUAGGAAAUUGAUUAUGUUGAAGAGAAUUGACGUUGGACAGAAUUGCAUUUUGGAUCUUCCAUAUCAGAGAUCAGCAGAUGAAUGUAAAGAAUUCUUUUCUAAGCGAAGAACAUGUCCUAAUGAGAAGUCAUUGACCUAUGUUCCUUGCAGGAAAAAUUGGCAUCGCAAUUCAACAGUGCCGGAGCAAUCAACCAUUGCUGUUCCUCCAUCUCCUAGAUCAUAUGAGGCUCUUUCUCCAAAUAAUAAGUUUCGUUUUUAAUUUUUAAGCUAUAGAAAUACGUAAGAAGAUCCAUGUACUGUUCUAUAAGUUUCUUUUAUUGCAAACUAUAAUUUUUCCAAAAUAAAAUACACAUAAAGCUAGAAAUAAAUUAAGGUAAUAUCAAAUAUCAAUAAAGUUCACCGUAAUCCAAAUUACAAUAUCAAAUUUAAAAUAGCAUCAGUUGCAGUUGAUAUCACUUAAAAAUUGUACUUUUCCAUUUCCAG